AUGAGUGCGUCGACGUUCCCAGACGCCUCUCUUACUCGCGAUCCUCAGAGACACUAUCUGCAAAGUCCCUAUUAUUUUAUGUGCUGCAGCUUGUUCGAUCCCUCAGAUGACGUUCCAGUUCCCGUGCCGCCAUCCACGGCUUUGACCGGUACUUUGGUCUCGUCACUUCAUCGGCUGAAGGACGUCGACAACAACGGUACGCUGACCCCGGUGGGUGUGGUAGCCGUUAAAUUGGCUGAACUGACCGGUCUAGAUGGGGGCUUCUUUGUCUUUGGGGACCUGUCUGUGAAAGUUGAGGGAGAUUUUCGGCUAAAGUUCACCCUUUUUGAAAUGCGAAAAGAUAUGGUUACUCAUAUUAAGUCCAUCAUCUCAGACCGCUUCACUGGUAAGAUUGCACCGAGAAGCUUCUCUGCUAAAAUCGUUGGCACUGACGAGCCCCAGUGUCUCCCCCAAAGAGCUUUCCUGAGCCGCGGACGUUGA
Messenger RNA from Aspergillus oryzae RIB40, 480 nucleotides. It is a transcript of the gene vosA, whose product is annotated as protein vosA. The coding region runs from base 1 to 480 and encodes 159 amino acids. The transcript has 4 exons. Lineage: Eukaryota; Fungi; Ascomycota; Eurotiomycetes; Eurotiales; Aspergillaceae. The record is from RefSeq and is a predicted model, not a curated record.